Mycetomoellerius zeteki is the source of this 1913-nucleotide messenger RNA. RefSeq lists its product as uncharacterized. NCBI's taxonomy places the organism in Eukaryota, Metazoa, Arthropoda, Insecta, Hymenoptera, Formicidae. Gene Ontology annotation, molecular function: sequence-specific DNA binding. The coding region runs from base 244 to 882 and encodes 212 amino acids. The record is from RefSeq and is a predicted model, not a curated record. The transcript is spliced from 6 exons.
UAAAUAGUCAUUUAAAGGAAAGUGACAAGAGUAUAUAUUAUAUGAGAAAUAAUAAAGUGAUACGUGUGAUAAAGUGAUUAAGUGAUUAAGUGAUUAAGUGAUGUGUUUAGUUAUAAGUAUUCAGUGAAUAUUUAUAACUAAAAAAGUUUAGUGUUCAAUAAAGUGCUUAGAUUCGACGUAUCUAGGAAGCAGAAAAAAACAGCUUUGUGUUGCAGAUAUUAUUUUGAGAAAACAUCAUAAAGGAUGGAAAAGAGGUUAGCCCAGAAAUCAAACGGAUGGUGUGUUGUCAAGGAAUGUAAUAAAAAUAAUGUGGAAAAACGACACUUGUUUCGGUUUCCAAAGGAACGUGACAAAUGGUUGCAAUGGAUAUGUGCGUGUGAAAGAUUGGAUUUGGAAGCAAUGGGUGCAGAAUAUGCCCAUCGUAGUUAUCGAGUGUGCCACUUACAUUUUGAAGAAAAGUGGUACAAUAUAAGUAAGACUAGAGCUCAUCUUCAUCCAGAUGCAAUACCGACAAAGUUUUUUGAAAGAAAUAAUGCAUCCAUUACGACAACAUUAGUAAAAAAGAAAAUGGAUGAUGAAAUACCUCUAGAAGAGAAUAUUUGUAUUUCGGAACACAAUAAAAUAAACAGUGACUUACAGCCAAAAUCAUUCUUGCUUCUAGAGCAGAUAUCAAGAUGUGAUAUUGCUAAACCGAGCACGUCCAGCAGUGUACACUCGAUGAGAAGAAAAGAAAGUCCAAGGGAGAAAAAAUUGCAGCAACGAAUUUCAAAAUUAAAAGCAAAAGUAAAAACAAUGGACGAGAGAAACAGACGGCUUCGGAAGAAAAUAAGAAAUUUAACAAAAAUAAAGGACAAUACAAAACUAGAAAAUAAGAAACUUUAAGAUCUCAAAAACCUACGUCAAUUAGGCUGUAAGUUUUUUCUCCAAAUUUUGCACGAUUGUUUUCCAUCCAAAUUGAUGCUCACUUUAAAAGCAAACGAGGAAGAUAGUAUAGUUCUGAAUUCAAACAAUUCGCUUUAUGUUUGUAUUUCUUAAGUCCGCGAAGUUAUAAAGAACUUAAAAAAGAAUUAACAUUACCUUCUGUAUGCAGUCUACAAACAUUUACACAAAAAUGGAAAAUUAAACCCUAAAUGCUAAAAUUUUUAAUGUAUUAAGUGUAAAGUUAAAUACAUUGCCACCAUUAGAACGUCACUGUAUUUUGUGCAUAGAUGAAAUGAAUCUGAAAAGUCAUUUAUUUUAUAAUGUUUCCCAAGACGAAAUAAUUGGAUUCGAAGAUACCGGGAAUGAGAAACUACCAUUACCUGCAAAAAGUGCUUUAGUUAUUAUGGCACAUAGUAUUGCAGGUAAUUGGAAACUUUCUGUUUGCUUUUGUUUGAUCGAAACUGCAUGUAAAUCUAAUAUACUCAAACCAAUUCUAUUUGAUGUUAUCCGUAUGCUACGAGAUUGCAAUAUUAUGGUACAUGCUUUAAUUUCGGACACGGAUUCUAACUUUAUGCAACUCUCCCGAGAAUAUUUCUGUACAGAAUUCAAAAUUUUUAGUUGAUGAGCACGAAAUACUGUAUAUAUUCGAUACUCCUCACUUAAUGAAGAGAACUCGCGAUAAUUUGUUGAAAUAUGAUAUAGAAUUUGGAAACAAAGUUGCUUCAUGGACUCAUAUUGUUGAUUUUUAUAACCGAGAUAGUAACCAGUGGAUCAAAAUGGCCCCAAAAUUAUCUAAAGAUCAUAUUGAGCCAACUAGCUUCCAAAAAAUGAAAGUAAAAUAUGCUGUGCAAGUUUUUAAUAAUCGCGUUGUUGUAGGUAUGUGCACUCAAAUGUCCUUCGGUUUUCUUCCAAGCGCAGCAAUUGGAACAAUAGAUUUUAUCGACAAUUUUAAUAAAUUAUUUGAUAUUUUAAAUUCAUCAAGUUUAAAUAGC